This is a messenger RNA of Trichoplusia ni (cabbage looper), 914 nucleotides long. RefSeq lists its product as uncharacterized. Lineage: Eukaryota; Metazoa; Arthropoda; Insecta; Lepidoptera; Noctuidae. The transcript is spliced from 6 exons. The coding region runs from base 25 to 789 and encodes 254 amino acids. The record is from RefSeq and is a predicted model, not a curated record.
UUGUUCAGAGUUCUCGAUACCAACAUGAGAGGCUUACUUAUUUUAGCGCUAUGCGCGGCUUCGGCACAAGCAUUCAUUCAAAAUUAUGGCCGAACCUAUGCACACACCGGUACUGGACAGUUACCACCAAAGAACCCACUGACAGCUGACGAUAGACUAGCGUCCCGCAAAGCGAAGACUUUUGUGAACUUCAUCAAAAUCGUGCCCCAGCUCAACCCUCUACUAGCGCCCAAACUCGGGCCAUACUUUGUUGAUUUAGCCGAUCUCAACUUCUCAGGUGAACUAUAUUUAGAAAAUUUGGAAGUUGUUGGGCUCAAUACAGUAACUUUACCCUACCUUGAAGUCCGGAUGGCGCCUUCUAGAGUCGACUUCAACGCUACUGUUCCUCAAGUUUCUGCUCAAGCACGCUUCGACCUGCAAGCGAACCUAGCUAACCAACCGAUUAAUGUGCAAGGUACCACAACCAUAACCCUUUAUAACUUAGGGCUCUCGGUUGCUGUGGGCACUGUCGUAGAACCGGCGAAGUUGGGCCAAGUGUACCAAGUCAACAGCGCUGACGUCGAUAUAGACAUAGGAAGCCUAGCGGUCGAGAUGAGCAUGAACCAAUAUGAGGAUGAAUUCGCCAUGAUACUGAUGGCGUUCCUGCAGUACCCGUCAGAGUACAGCGGCAUUAUAGAAGAGUUGCUGACUACCGUGCUAGGAGCUAUCAACAAGGAGCUUGAGAACAUCACGGCGAAGGAGAUCAUAACGUACCUGCUGGGCCCCGGCAAGGCGCCGCUGCGGGGCUAACCACACAUCUACAAUCCCUUUGAUAUCAUGUUAUUAAAUACCUUAAGGUAGAUGGAGUUUGAUUACUUACAGAAAAAAGUUGUUUCAUUUAAAUACUGGUAAUUCGACCGUUUAAAUAGAAUAAA